Messenger RNA from Rhododendron vialii, 1536 nucleotides. RefSeq lists its product as uncharacterized. NCBI's taxonomy places the organism in Eukaryota, Viridiplantae, Streptophyta, Magnoliopsida, Ericales, Ericaceae. The coding region runs from base 946 to 1221 and encodes 91 amino acids. The transcript is spliced from 3 exons. The record is from RefSeq and is a predicted model, not a curated record.
GCUGUUUCAAGAUUGGAUACUUUUUAGAUUGGUAUCACGAUAUUGGUAAAAGUAAAACCUCCAUUGUUAGCUUUAGAUUUUAGCCGUAAAAGUAAUUUUGAGCCUUAUGUCCCAAUCAAUUGGGGUCGGCUGGUUUGGUUUGGUUUAGAUCCAAAAAAAGAGAAAUAUUGAAUGCAUGCAUGUGCGUUAAUGUUUUCUUGGUUUUAUCUACUUUUAGCUUCGUUAGUGCUCCUUCUGAAUUUGAUUGUUUGUUUCCUAUCUAUUAUAUGAAUUGACUUGGUACAAAAAUAUUAAUUCUAAAAAAAUUAUACAAGCUAGAUGCCAUUAUACAAUGGUCGAGGUAGAUGGACGAGUAGUUUUCAACCUGGAAGAUGAAGCCCAUGUAAAGGUAUUUGAUCUAUUGGAAAUAAUAGACUUACAGCUUUGAGCGUUUAGACCCAGCAAUUUCCUUCCUCUUGCUCUGCAACAUAACAGAUUUAUUACAUGGACAACGCAUGCAGAUAAAAAAUAUUCCACGCUCAGUUUUACUAUCAACGAUGCUGUUUGUUUUCCACACUAUACAUAUAUACGUGGGUAUUUCUUCAAAAAACAUUCAAUAACCUUAGAAUGUGGAAUGAAAUCAUCAAUCUUAAUAUCCAUGAUUGUUAAACUUUUAAGUUAUCAUGUGGCUAUCGAAGAGAGAGCUAAUUUGUUUUCUAGAUUCAUGAAUACGCCUAGCGAAAAUCAUAUUGGCGCUGCAAAAAAGUUAUGACUUAAUUUAAAGGAACAACCCGCUAUGGGACUAAGUUUUUCAGGGACUUGAAGGUCAAAUUAAUUGCGUGACUUGACAGUGAUAGCGGUGGCUACUUUGAUGAUUCAAAAAUCACCUUCGGAUACUCAAUUUCUCUUGGUUCUAGAGUACUAAUGUUUUGUCCGUUCAGUGCAUAAGCUAGAUGCCAUUACACAAUGACCGAGGUCGAUGGACAAGAAGUUUUCAACCUGGAAGAUGAAGCCCAUGUUAAGUUACAAAAGGAACAAAGACCUCACAAGAUUAGCUUUUAUGUGGAGAAAGUUUAUGCCUUGAAACCAAGGAAGGCUGCAUUAGAAAAUCUGCAACAGCGUGGGCAAACUCAUCAAAGCGGGAACGCAGAGUGGGAAUUAAGAGCGUGGGCAAAUAGUCCUAUCGUGAAUUAUGUUAUAAUCCCAAGUUUUUACUUUGUAAUUUUGAUUGUGAAUUUGUGAAUUGCAUAACAUUUGGUCAAAAUGGGUAGUUGAGUAAAAGUAGGGAAACCUUGAUGUUUCAGCAUUGGAUAUAUUAGGAAAAUAGAUUUAGAAUAAGAAAGUACACAAUUUAAACUUUGAAUGUAUUAGCGGAACCUUAGAAGACAUAGCAUAUACAAACAUACAAUUUUAGCUAUGCAGUAAAUCUAGGGCUUGUCAUUGAGCAGAAUGUCUAAACUUACUGUCAUCAAGCAAUUCAUAAUAGAUUGUUUCAUCAAUCUUUCAAAACAACUGCAGCUUGAUUAACUGACCAUGUGCGGAACAAUUGAUUAAUUU